AAAAUUUAAACCUAAUUGUGUUCCGUUUUCCGAAGCAUUGUUACCGCAUAGUGAGUGAUCAUGUAUUUUACUUGGAUACUCAUGAUACUAUGCGUUGAAAUAUCACAUGGACAACGAAUCCCGGAACAAAGUUCGCAAGAUCAGCAAAUGCAUCUGUAUUGCACCAACAGAGACCAGAAUUCUGUUACAAACGAUCGAAGAAUAAUUCGAGGAAAAGCUGGGCCGCCUGGUGUGGUGAAUUACAAAAUCGUAAAUGAAAGUAUACAAGAAUAUAUAAACGAUCAAAUUCAUCCGGUCGUUGAGAAAUGCAAUGAAGACAUGGCAGAGCUGAAAUUAGAAAUACAACAAAUCCGUGAGCAGAUGAAAGAGAUGAUAUCAAAAUCACGCGGAAUUGAAGCUAAUAGCGCCGAAACAUGGUACAAAGCGCGGAACAACUACCGCUAUAAACUAUUCCUCGAGAAUGUCUCGUACGACGUUGCGCAGGGAAAUUGCAUGAGAAACGGAGGUAGACUAGCGUCGGCAGGAAUUCGAGAUGAAAAUGUCCGCAGAGAAAUCUUACCCUUGGUCAAAAUUGGAGGAUCCAACACUUGGAUUGGUUUGAACGACAUUCAAGAGGAAAACACGUUUAUCUGGGAAGAUGGCGUUACGGCAACUGCAGGUUCUAUUCUCUGGGGUGAUCAUCAACCUAACAGCCAUGGCGGUAAUCAGGAUUGCGUUGAAAUGAGGGGCAGCCUUGAUUGGGAGCUAAACGAUGAAGGUUGUCACAUCAAACUAAAAUAUUUAUGCGAAAUUGAACCAUAAUUUCACAUUCACGACUAGCUAAAGACUGAUGAUGCUUGAAUCAUAAUCAACAUUAACGAUAUCUAACCAAGAUUUGUGGAUGUCAAACUUAUAUUUUAUCAAACUCAAAUUACAACGAACAAAGACAAGAAACUCUUUUUUAACGUAUUGUUUACCCAAGUGGUCAUAUUCAGAAGGUUCAAAAUAACGCGACAUUAGCGAACCCAUUCUUAAAAUCUUGCAAUAAAAGCGAACCUGUUCUUGAAAUCCCGCAACCCGUCGCUAAAAUAUCGUGCUAUUAGCGAACCCGUCUUUGAAAUAUCGUGAUAAUUAGCGGGUAACAAAUAACUGGAUGACUAUCCCAUAUCCUGGUAACCGGACGAGAGGCGAUCAAUUCGUCUUAUACGCUUUUCUCUAUCGGGGGUAAAUUGAAGAUCAUGUCCUAGAUUCCUAGAACAAUGUUUCCCAAACUUUUAGGACCGCGGACCACUAUUUGUCAAUCUUAGUUUUGACGGACCCCCACCCGAUACCCGUACCGUAUCAGUUUCUGGAUAUUCCCGAAAUUUGCGUACUAAGAUGGCGUACACCGGAACGUAGUAUGUGUGCCAGGUUAGCCCAUAUUAUUAUUCCAAUUAUCUUUAUUUCAGUUCUAGCGAACUCGUAUUUUCUGGUAGAAAUUUGUAAUCUCUGUAAGUGUAAGAGCAAAGCCAUCUUCCCGUAUGGUUCCCAUAAUGUCCAUAUCAAUUCAAAGUUGUUCACAAAAAUAGUUCGUUUGUAGAUUGUAUUUGGCUCAUAUUAUUUUUUAUGCAACGCCUAUUUGCGCCUUUGCUCCGAACAUUCCUCAUUACCCACUCAAUUUAUUACUCAAUGGACGUCUGAGAUGCCGCCACCUCUUUAUUGAACCAGUGUCCGUAAUAUUGUUUUUCUUUGAAUCACUUUCUUAUAUCUUGAUUGUAUAUAUCUGAAAUGAACCUGAUUACUGAACAGUUUGCUUUUUGUUGAUUCUAUCUAAGGCCAGGCAUUUUAAGUUUUUAUCUAUUGCUGCACAAAUCAGGACAUGGACACUGAUGUACCAGAUUGCGAUGCUUAAUAUUUGAUCGUGGAGAUAGAAAAGUCGAUACGAACUGGGAUGGAGAGUCUGGGAAA
Molecule: messenger RNA, 1926 nt
Organism: Styela clava
Lineage: Eukaryota; Metazoa; Chordata; Ascidiacea; Stolidobranchia; Styelidae
Product: C-type lectin lectoxin-Lio3-like
Source: RefSeq, a predicted model, not a curated record